Molecule: messenger RNA, 3141 nt
Organism: Colossoma macropomum (tambaqui)
Lineage: Eukaryota; Metazoa; Chordata; Actinopteri; Characiformes; Serrasalmidae
Gene: hbs1l
Product: HBS1-like translational GTPase
Exons: 18
Coding region: 103-2151 (682 amino acids)
Biological process (GO): translation
Molecular function (GO): GTPase activity; GTP binding
Source: RefSeq, a predicted model, not a curated record
CCCUCGCUGCGUUGUGAGGUAAACAUGGCGGCGGUGGAGUGAGACGCGUAUGCCUCAACUUUAGCUAACGAAAACAAUUAAAAAAAUAUAUAAAAACAAAACAUGUCGCGCCAUAGGAAUGUCCGAGGUUAUAACUACGAUGAAGAUUUUGAGGAUGACGACGUUUAUGGACAAUCAGUGGACGAUGAUUACUGCAUCUCACCAGCUACAGCUGCUCAGUUUAUUUACUCACGUCAGGACUCGAGGCAAGCACGGCAGGUAGAGCCACUGGAGGAGGAGGAACAUGAAGAAGAAGAGGAGAUGCCAACCUCACCCACGGUUACGCAUAUGCUCGACCCUUUAGAACAAGGUCGUCUGUACUCCUGUUUGGACCAGAUGAGAACAGUGCUCGGAGACUCAGUACCUGACUCCACUCUGACCGAGGCCGCGUUGAAGUAUGACUGUGAUCCUCACAGAGCUCUGGACUCCAUUCUGUCCGCAGAAAACAGCAACAUGCAAACAACAACUGCACCCAAAACCAACACUCAACUGGAACUCACCACAGCACCCCCACCACAGAAAGCUAAACCCCGUGAGGCUCCUGAGAGUCGUCUGGAAUCCGAGGUAGUUCCUAAGGUCGCUCGAAUGACUGUCUCUGGCAAGAAGCAGACCAUGGGCUUUGAUGUGCCAAGCUCUGAUGAAAAUGGCGUUACCCCAUCUGCACGGAGAGGUCCAAGCCCAGAGGUGAUGACAGUCCCUGUCUUGGAGACACCAUCUAAACCUGCCAGUGUAGUAGAGGACUCAGUGACCCCUACUCCACCACGCUCAGCCAGCAAAAGCAAACAACAGCUGAACAUCCGGGCAGAGCUAGAGCAAAGGCAGGGGGGGAAACCACUUCUCAACCUGGUUGUCAUAGGUCAUGUGGAUGCUGGUAAGAGCACUCUGAUGGGUCAUCUGUUAUACUUGUUGGGGAAUGUGAAUAAACGGACCAUGCACAAGUAUGAGCAGGAGGCAAAGAAAGCUGGAAAGGCCUCUUUUGCCUAUGCAUGGGUACUGGACGAGACAGGAGAGGAGAGAGACAGAGGUGUGACCAUGGAUGUAGGGAUGACCAAGUUUGAGACCAACUCCAAAGUUGUGACUCUGAUGGACGCGCCAGGACACAAAGAUUUUAUUCCCAACAUGAUCACUGGAGCGGCACAGGCAGAUGUAGCCGUUCUGGUGGUGGAUGCCAGUCGGGGGGAGUUUGAAGCUGGGUUUGAAGCAGGUGGGCAGACAAGAGAGCAUGCCCUCCUAGUCCGAUCGCUCGGCGUCACACAGCUCGCUGUUGCUGUCAACAAGAUGGACCAGGUGAACUGGCAGCAGGAGAGGUUCCAGGAAAUCACCUCCAAACUUGGUCAUUUUCUGAAGCUGGCUGGGUUCAAGGAGUCUGACGUUUAUUACGUCCCAACCAGUGGUCUUUCAGGAGAGAAUCUCACCACAAGGAGCAAAGAAGCUGAUCUCACUGCCUGGUAUACAGGACCAUGUCUGCUGGAACAGAUAGACUCAUUUAAAGCCCCUCAGAGAUCAGUGGAGAAGCCCUUCAGACUUUGUGUCUCAGAUGUCUUUAAAGAUCAGGGUUCUGGGUUCUGUGUGACGGGAAAGAUUGAAGCUGGGUUCAUUCAGACUGGAGACAAAGUGCUGGCCAUGCCACCCAAUGAGACCUGCACUGUGAAAGGUAUCACUCUUCAUGAUGAACCACUAGACUGGGCGGCUGCAGGUGACCACGUUAGUCUGACAGUCACCGGGAUGGACAUCAUAAAGAUAAAUGUUGGUUGUGUAUUCUGCGACCCUAAGGAGCCCAUUAAGGCCUGUUCUCGUUUCCGGGCCAGAAUUCUGUUGUUCAACAUCGAAGUCCCAAUAACACAAGGCUUCCCUGUUCUGUUACACUAUCAGACAGUGAGUGAGCCUGCCACCAUCAGAAAACUAGUCAGUGUGUUACAUAAAAACAGUGGGGAGGUUCUGAAAAAGAAACCAAAGUGUUUGAGUAAGGGCCAGAAUGCUGUGGUAGAGAUCCAGACACAGAGGCCUGUGGCUUUGGAGCUCUAUAAGGACUUUAAAGAACUGGGCCGUUUCAUGCUCCGAUAUGUUGGCUCCACCAUUGCUGCUGGAGUGGUCACAGAGAUCAAAGAGUAAACUUCAGCAGCACCCAGAUCCUUCACACCAUGCUGACUGGACGGAGGAGACUCUGAACAGAAGUGCAAUUCCACCCAAAACCAUACUUAUACUCACAGUAACUCAUUUCCUCUAAUCACAUCCUCUUUCUCACCUCGCUCUGCCUAUAAUAUGAUACCCAAAGGCUCAUGUGCAUGCAUGGCAGAUACCUGCCUGCCCCAAAUUCAUCACAUGCUCCUAUUAGUUGCCAUUAACACCACAAACAGACUCAGAAACGCAUGUAUCCACACUUAGUGUGUUUACAUUAAUCUGUAUUCCCUUCCUUUUUUGUCGUUGUUUGCUUCCCUGAUAAGCAAACUGAAGAACAGUAUUUUGAUUGUUUUAUUAUAAUAUUUCCCUGUAUUUUUAUUCAACAUGUUAAUCUUAAUUUGAUUAAAACGCUGGGAAAGAUAAAGAGCACUUCACCUGUAGCAAGGUGAGAAGUUUUUAGGGUGUAUUAUUUUGAGGAUCUUUGAGUUAUUAAUUAAGGGCUUUGUUAUAAGAGAUGUAGGGAAUAUGGGAAAAAAAAUAUGCGUUGCUUCAGUCUACAGCUUUCUACAUAUCCUCUACCGCUGACACUCCUGCAGCUGGUCAGGAAUGAACUGCACUAUACAUAGACUUCUCAGACCUCAUCACAUUACAUCCAUUGCAAGAGCUGCACUUAUGUGAGAAAAGCUACAAUUGUGCUAUUAAUAUCAACAGCAGACUUAAAAUGACACUAAAAGGACAAAGACAGCGGGGCAGAGUGAAUGAAAGAGACCGAAGAGGAGGAGAUGGAAGAAUGAAAUGCUGGUCAGGGUGCCAUCAUACAGCAAGCAAAGGAGGAACUGAAGCACAGUACGGUUUCUGUACUGUCUGUGUUGCUUUUGAGCACUGGCAGCUUGGUUACUUGUUGAAAAUGUUUUGUUUAAAGCUGAACCACCUGAAAGCUGCUUCAAUGAAAAAUUAAAAACAAGAAAAUGACUGCAGAAA